CACCAAGAGCCGCACACGAAAAAGAAAUGCCCGAUACCCUGCCGCGAUCCUAAGCCCCCAUGAGUGAGCCGUGAAGGGGUGUUGGUUGCGUCUGCCGAAAUCCCGGCGUUUCGUUUUUGAAAGGUGUCGCUGGACGUAACGUGGGAUUUGAGAUCUCCACUUUGACGGGAUCCUGCGGUGAGGGACCCCUAGUCUAGGUAGCGGACGAGGGUCUUUAACAGCUAGCCGAGAAAGGAGACCUAUCCACGCUGAAGCUGACAAGAGCGACUCUGGGGGAAUGAAACCUGAGCACGGUGCUCUGCCGCGUGAGACCAAGGCAAUAAGAGACCGUUGCGAACAGGUGCUGCACUACCGACACCGGUACACACUGGUCUGGGUCCAAGCAAACGGGAGAGGGACAAGCUGCAGCAGCUGGAGAAACCGUCAACCUUCCCCAGACCAGAUCUUAGCCAGUCGAUCCCCGUACUCUGGUUCUCGGAAAAUCAUGAAUUGGGAUGAAGGGUCCCAACAAUAUCAGAAAGCGAGUCCACCAUACACGUGUGGAAAGCUUAAGGAUGCAGUGAUCGCCAUGGUUCACGUUUGCCCGAACGGUUCCCUGGGGCUGCCCGGGGCUUCGCGGACGUUUUCUCCGCGAUAAUGGUAUUGUUUCCACCCGGCGACGGUGGGAUCCUCAUCGUACAUGACGCCAAGCCUUGACACGGGUCGGUUCUUACCAGUGCUAGAUAUCAGUUCCCUGACCGCACGGCAUUCCGCACCCCCCAGUCCUCCUCCCCGGCAAGACAAGGACCGAAAUCAGGCAGACCCUUGUGUGAAACAGGCGCGUGACGUCAGGACGGGGGAGAUGGCCAGGUACACACGAUGUUGAAGUGAUAACCCCGUGCGGAAUAGAAUUUGAGCCCAACUAUGUUCAUGUCCGGCCUUCUCGGCCGGCGCCUCAGGCCCAUGCCAGGACAUGGCUAGCAAGCUCAGCAAGGUUGGCAAUUCCC
Molecule: messenger RNA, 986 nt
Organism: Ilyonectria robusta
Lineage: Eukaryota; Fungi; Ascomycota; Sordariomycetes; Hypocreales; Nectriaceae
Exons: 1
Coding region: 278-637 (119 amino acids)
Source: RefSeq, a predicted model, not a curated record